Molecule: messenger RNA, 9762 nt
Organism: Lymnaea stagnalis (great pond snail)
Lineage: Eukaryota; Metazoa; Mollusca; Gastropoda; Lymnaeidae
Source: the annotation of a GenBank genome assembly
GGUUACAUUCGGAACUGGCGCCGGUAUCUUGCGCAGUAUAUUUCCCCAUGUGCAUUACUCAAAAUUAAAAUGGCUGACCCGAUGGAGGUAAUGCAUGAAUUCUGCGCUCUGUAAAUUUGAUAUAUCUGAAACUUGUAUCACUAUUAUAUAGAAAUAAUUACUAAUUUUCAUUUUAUAUUAUGUUAACUUUAUAUUCUAUUUAAAAUGAAUAGGCAUUUAUAAAUGAAUCGAAGAAAAUUCAGUAUUUCUUUUAAAAUAUUAAUUUUGAAUUUAUUGCGUGCGGAUGCGCCACGGUGCGCUCAAAAUCAAAAAGCCAACUGUGAUUUUGAAUAUAACUUGGCCAGGUCUCUAAAACAUCUAUACCUGUACUUUUUCAUGCAUCUCCGUAGACUAAUGCAUAUUUGGUCUAUUGAUAAUAUAUUUUUUGUAAAUGUAUUGUAAUAUUAUUAUGAAUAUUAAACAAAUUAUAGGUUUGGGGCCUAUUUCUAUUACCUAAAUGCCUAAAUUAUUAGUAGGCAGUAUCAGUUCAGUAGGUUACUUAAUCAAAGCAAAAGACUCUGGAUUUAAAAUUUAGUGAAAGUAUUGGUAGUAUUGUUAGCCGCCAUGGGUUUUGCCAAGAGUUGUCUUACCCUACCCUAAGUACAUUUGAAGGGAACAAAGAAAAAUAUGUUCAACUUAACUUUCCAGUUCUUCAUUGAGCAUUAUUUGCAUCACAAUAUAAAUUUAAACGAUAGUCCUACAUUCAGGGUGCUGGGUGGCUGAGCAAAUCUCAAGUUGGUGGUCUGGAGUUCAAUUCCAGCUAGAGCAAAAACACCACCAGCACCCUGGGUAGAUGGGACUCGUUAACCUUGGACGGCAACUCAUCUAAGAGAAGGAAACUCUGAAAUCAAACCCGGAGAUGGAGUCCCGAAAGGCGGAUAACAUUGAUACAAUGAAACAUUCCGACAACUCCUGCGACGUCACUGGUGCCAAGCUGUAUCAUCCAAUGAUGUUCCCUUGGGUUACCCAGCGGCGUGGAGAGAGACGAUUUGCUGUUGGGAACCAGCGUAUAAUCCUUCAAGUAUAAUAAUCCCAGGCUAUGUGGAUUUCGUCCUACGAAGCCCACUCCAUCGUCACAUUGUGACGGACGGAUGCCAGCAAAAAAAAAAGUCCUACAUUUAAUAUGAAAUAUAUUUUAAAUGAAACUAUUUAUUUUAAUAAUUCAAAAUAGUCAGUGUCUACAUGUCCGGCGCGCCGGACAUAUAUCUCCCGCACUAUUUGUCCGGUGACCUAGUCACAUGACCGCCGUAACAAAGUGAUGAGAGAUAUCUUGUCGGUCAGCCUUGUCACGUGACUGCGAAUGAUUUAAAACUAUUGUUAAUUUUAAAAUAUAUUUCUCUACCAAGUAAUAAUGUACUGAGUAUCUUGAAUGCAAAUAAUAGAAAAAAACUUAGUGAAAGUGGCUUGUAAACAUUUUUGUUUAGUUUAUUUCAGUUUGUGCACCAGUAAUCCAUAAAAUAAAUUAGGGGCCUGUGUGGAGUAGGCAACCAAUAAAAGUAAAAGAUUUCAUUUUAAAUUGUUACAAAAUAUUUAAAAACUUCUCAUGAAACUACUGUUGCUGAUGAAUAUGAUAAUAUAAAUAUAGUAUAAAAUAUUUUACAUUAAAAUGGGAGUUAAAAAAACGAUCCUAUCCCCGGUAUUGAUCCUCAAAUCAUAAUAUCGUCAAGUGACCACUAGACCACACAAUAUCUUCCAAACAGUACUUCGUUCGGAAUUAUAAAAAUACUAGCCGUCCGGCGGUAUGUCACGUGACAUGGACGUAUAUCUUGCGCACUAUUUGUCAGGCGCGCCAGACAUGUAGACACUUCGUUCAAAAUACAAGGUUUAAACAAAUUUUUUUUAAAGAAGACACUCGUCCUUGCUGAUAACUUAUAACCCAGAGCCAUGCCAAUAUGAACACCAGAAAAAGAUGAGCUAUUCAUUUCUAUCGCUAUCGUUUUCAGAUAAUUUUCUGGAGAGGGAGACCCCAAUUUGAUACAAAAUAAGAAACUAAGGAUUCAUCUGCAAUAAUUCCAUUAGUCUGUUUUGAUUUCAAAUCUAGAAGGGUACCAUUUACAUCACUAUAUUAGCAUCAGACGUAAUGGCAGUCAAAAUACAAAAUUUCACUCUUGAUAAUCGAUAAAAGUUUAACACGCAUGUUAAUUAACUCUUCCAGACCACGGCGCGUCUUUUUGCAGUGACCUACUUUUUCCCUGUGAUCCAAGCGCGUCUUUUUCACCAGAAUAUUGUUUCCCCUAUGGCCCACGCGCAUCUAUUUGCCACAUAGAACAUAGAGGGGUAUCUAACAAACACAGAAAUGAGGAUAUAACCUUUUCACCAGUCUCAGGCAGAAUGUUUAUUCGUUAGGGGAAUAGUCAAAUUUUUAAUUUGCCUUUUAAAUUAUGAAAAUCGACCAAUUACCGAGUUUUUUGUGUGGAUCUGUAUUUGUUGUUUCCAUGGCGCUAUUGACUAGUGUUCAUGACUGACUUAGAGGGGUAUCUAAUAUAAACACUGAAACGAGGGUUUCACCUUUCACCACAGUCUCUGGCAGAUUGUUUAUUUGUUAGGGGAAUAGUCGAAUUUUAAUUUGCCUUUCAAACUAUGAAAAUCGACUGAUUACAGAGUUUUUUGAGCGGAUCUUUUUAUUAGUUGUUUUUUGAGCGGAUCUUUUUAUUAGUUGUUUCCAUGGCGCUACCCAUCGCUAUUGUUGAUGGUGACUUAGGCCCACUUGAUGAAACCUUUUGUUCUGAAAAUAUAAUUGAGCUUUAAUUGGGAUCAGAAGUUGUUUUUUUUAACACCCGUAUCCAUUUCUGAACAGAUAAUUCUCAUAUUAUGUUAUCAAUUGUUUCAAACAAAAAAAGUUAAAAAAUAAUUAACAGACCUAUUAAAUUUAGGCUCAUUCCAAAAUAAUGUCUGGGCCACAGGGAAUGAUUAGCAAAAUAAUAGCCCAUACUGAGGCAAUAAAAGCAAAAAGUAGGUCAGCAUCGUAAGGGUUAACACACUAAAAGAAGAAGAAACGAAAAUAGAAAGCAAACUAUAAUACCUAUAGUAUAAGCGAUAACCCUUAACCAAACAUUCAUUAAAUUUUAAACCUUUUUAAAGAUGAUUUUGCUAGCGACUGAUAGAGUAAUGUCCAAUGAUUGGCCAUUAUGACAGUUAUAGGGUUAAAAUAGGCUAGUGAAAGAGGACAGUAUUGAAAAACACUUUCGGUGAACCUUCGUUAUAAUCGGUGGGUAGAGCGCAAUCCUUCCUAAACACAUACUAAAGAUACCUUGUCCGAUUAUACUUUCAGAAAAUGUAAGCCUACAUUGGUAAGGGUAUCUGAAUUAAUUUAGCUUGGGAUUUUGUCAUUUUUGACAAGCUUGUGAAAAUGUUUUAAACAUUGGCUUGACACAGCUAAAUCCACUUACAGUUGUAGGGUUUAUGGUGGACAACUCGAUGCUCCCGAACAUUGCUUAAGUCAGGAUAAACCAUGAUUGAAUCAAGUUUCAUUAUUUCCUUUAAUUAUAACUACACAUGAUGUAGCUAUUACUUUAAUACAUAUAUUUUGCGGUGUAUGUUUAACAUAUAUGGACUAAAAAUGAUUUCACAUGGCAUAAUAUAAUCAGUGUAAAAAUGAAAUUUGUCUUGAAUAAGAUUAAAGAUAAUAAUUAAUGGAGUUGGUUUAUUGUCUGACAUGUGGCAUAGUCUUUCAAUCUCAAGAAUAUCUAUAUACUGCUAACUGGACAUCUGAAUAUGGCAAUUGAAAAGUGAUAAUUGUGCCACUGAGGGUUGACAGAAACCAACUGUUUAUGGCCCAUUAUAAUAGUUUUUUUCUUUGAUCAUUCAUUUCAGUCCGUUCCCAGCAGCAGCGGUGAUGUUAACACAAAUGCUCAAAUUGAAUCAUGUAACAUAGCUAAAGAAGAAGAAGAUGGAAAGGUUAAUGGCCACAUUGCACCAGAUGAGAUGACAUCUAAGGACUAUUACUUUGAUUCUUAUGCACACUUCGGUAUUCAUGAGGUAAUUUUUAUUUUUUCACCUUUAAUUAAACUAGACUAACUUAACUUCAAGUAAAACAAAAAGUGUGUGUGUGGUAACGUCAAAACGCUCAGCUGAUUUUCUAUUUCACAAUGACAAUCUUAUUUUAAAUUAUAUAGGAAAUGCUUAAGGAUGAAGUACGCACCUUGACAUACAGAAAUUCAAUGUACUAUAACAAGCACCUCUUCAAAGACAAGGUUGUUUUAGAUGUUGGAUGUGGCACUGGUAUCCUGUGUAUGUUUGCUGCCAAAGCUGGAGCUCGACGAGUCAUUGGGGUGUGUUCCAUUUUUUAAUUAAAAAUCUCUCUGCCAAUAAUAACGAUCUUAUUUGUAUCAAUCUUGAAAUGGAGACAAAGCUAAUUCAGUAGUUGGCUAUGGCAUAACCUUAAGUACUUAUUACAUUACUAAUUCAGAAAGUUUUAUGUAUGAAUUGUUUUGUAUUGUCUCUCCCAUACAGAUUGAGUGUUCCAGUAUAAUUGACUAUGCUGAGAAGAUAGUUGCUGCUAACAAACUUGAUAAAGGUGCAUAUUAAGGACAUAUGAUCCUAAUUUUAAAAAAUGUUCAUUUUUAAAUUUUACUUCUAUUUUCUGUUUUGAAGAGUGAUAAUUGUGCCACUGAUAGAAACAAUUAUACCUCUUUAUGAACCUUUUCUAGAUUGUCAAUUGUUUUUACAUCAAUUAUUUUCAGUUAUCUCCCUUGUGAGAGGAAAAGUAGAGGAAGUCUGUCUUCCCCCUGACAUUGACAAGGUUGACAUUAUUAUCUCUGAAUGGAUGGGUUACUGUCUUUUCUAUGAAUCCAUGCUAAACACAGUUAUCUUUGCAAGAGACAAAUGGCUGGUAAGGCAAACAUAUUUUUAUUAAUUUAUAAUUCUUCUGAAUUAUUCAAUUUAUUUAAUUUAUUGGUGUGCAAUUUACACUGAAGUGAAAAUGGUUAAAGCACACAAAUAACAUAUCAAUGGAAAAAGCUGGCUUUCAGAGUUAUACAUUUUUGUAAUGAAUUAUUUUUCCCCACUAUUUGGCUUUAUUAAUUUUAAAAACUGAUCGAAUUAUUACUCUUUUUUUUUUUUACUGCUGUUCAGAUGGUGACCGUCCAUAUGUUCUGAAAUACUCAAAUAUUACAAAGAAAGCUUUUAAUAUUCUACAUACAUUUUUUUUUAUUGUGCACAUGGUUGGUGGUUCUGGCUACAAAGCUCUAGCAUUGUCCAUCAGUAUCAAAUUGGAGGGUUGGUUGAGUUACUUGAGUGUAGAAUCUAUUGUUUGCAAUAAAUUAAUGGAACUAAAGAUAAGCCAUAAUCAAUUAAGCUGUAAAAAAAAAAAGCUCCAUAAGACAAAGUAAAAGUUAAAAAACUACCAACUCCAAAUGAUUGAGACCUUCAGUAGUCAUCCGUUGGCAAGUAAAACUUUUCCCAUGAAACUCCCAAAUAAAAUGUUAAAACAUAAGAUUUUACUUCAAUUUUAACAGUAAAAGUAAAUAACACUUGAGGUUACCUAAGACUGAUGGUUGAAUGGCAUGUUAACGGUUAUUAAUGAUACGUAUAUAUAGAAUCCUUCCGUCUUCAUGGGACGGUUGGAGUUGCUAUUUACACAUCAUUAAAUGGUUUACGAGGUUUAUCCUGGAAUGGCUGUCUCAGCUGCAUUUCUGGUUGAGGAACCUUGACUCCUGAUUAACUUGGGGCUUUCAUAAUGCUCUUUUUGUUGCCAGGGCUUUAUUUGGUGCAUCUUUUGCAUUGAUUCCUUCAUACACUAGUGUUCGCCAGCAUACACUAGUGUUCACCAGCUAAUAUGGUGUUCAACUAUGAUCUCCCAUGCAUUGAUUUCUACAUUUUCUUCACUCAGGCUUCUUUUGAAAACGCCCUUUAGUCGUAGCCGUGGUAUUCCAAUAAGUCUUGCCCCUUAUGCGAACUCUCCAUACAGCAGAUCCUUCAGAAUAUGGCCUUCCUCCACUCUCCUUACAUGGCCUAACCUUUGCACCUGUUGCUAAGAGCGGAGAGCAUGUUGCUCAUUUUGGCACCUUGUCCUUCCAUCGAAUGCACAAAAUGUGCUGCAGACAUCUUUAUCUUUGAUGGAAUCUGUUCCGUCAUGACUGGCAUAUAUUGUCUUCACUGACAUGUAGUAGUGUACCAAGCACACAUGCCUGAUGGAUGUUUACUUUAGUAUUUUCUGUUAGUUUAAUUUUAUUCCACGCCCUCUUAUGCAGUUUAGCCAUAGUAGCUGCUGUUUUUAUGAUCCAGAUGUUCACAUCCUCAAUGGAGAGUGAACCAAUAUAUUAAUUUUGAUCUCAGGUAUUUGAAAUUCUCAACUGCUGACAGGUUAUGGCCCUCAAUAGUUAUAUUCGAGUUGACUGUGCUUCCUGCAACAUAACAUCUGUUUUCUGUUAGAAUAAUGCUUCACAAGCAUGAGAGGCCAUCUUUAAAUCAUUAAUAUGUUUGUCCGGUUUGUCCAGACUUAUCAUGGACUGUAUUGUUUGUUUUCUUCCUUCAAGCAACCUGAUGGUCUUAUAUUUCCUGAUCGGGCUACUUUGUAUGUCACUGCCAUUGAGGACAGGCAGUACAAGGAUGAGAAAAUAAAUUGUAAGUAUUUUUAAACUAGAAAUUGUCAACCACCGACAUGGGUUGAAGUUGCAUUUUUAAGAAAAUUUGGUCAUUAACUGUAUUUAUGACAAGUUUACUUAUGGACACGUUGAUUCGUGUUAUAGGUCAGUCAAACUAGUUGAUAUUUUAAACAUAUGUAGACCACUUGUUCAAGUCUCUUUGUAACAUUUAAUGUAUGUUAUGUUUUUUAUUUAUUUUUUCCAUGCAGGGUGGGACAGUGUUUAUGGGUUUGAUAUGAGUUGUAUACGAGAUGUGGCUAUAAGAGAGCCCCUUGUUGAUGUUGUGGAUCCCAAGCAAGUUGUUACUAAUUCUUUCCUGGUCAAAGUAAGUUAUUAUUUUUUUUAUAUACAUUUAUGUCAUUCACGAUAGAAGCAGUAACUUCACAAAAUGUUAUAGAUCAGUGGUUCUCAACCUUUUUAAUGCCGCGACCCUUUAAUACAGUUCCUCAUGUUGUGGCGACCCCUAAACACAAAAUUAUUUUCGUUGCUACUUCAUAACUGUAGAGGAUAUGUGUUUUUCGAUGGUCUUAGGCGACCCCUGUAAAAUGGUCGUGUGACCCACAGGUUGAGAACCGCGGUUGUAGAUGAUCUUUUGUGCGUCAAAAGUCUUACUCCUCUUUGUUUUAAUUGAUGAUUCCCUGAAUGUUUUUUUGUGCCUACAAAUCUUUAUGCAUUUUAUUUCUCCUCAGGAGGUAGACAUCUAUACUGUAAAGGAAGGGGAUAUUGCUUUUACUGCUCCAUUUCGCCUCACUUGUAGACGUAAUGAUUACCUUCAUGCUUUGGUUACUUUCUUCAACAUUGAAUUCACAAAGUGUCAUAAGCGUACAGGUUUCUCAACGUGUAAGUCUUAGGUUAUUUUUAACAUUAUGUGAAUUAUUUUGGAAUUGUUUUGAGUUCUUAUUUCCAUAGGCGUAUUUCAAAUCUUUCUGUAGCAUGGUUUUAUUAUAUUAAUGAUUUUAUUUUAGCCCCUGAUGCACCAUAUACACAUUGGAAGCAGACAGUUUUCUACUUGGGUGAUAAUGAUCUUACAAUCAAGAAAGGGGAGGAAGUAGAUGGAGUCCUCACAAUGACACCAAACAAACAGAACAAUGUAAGGGCUUUUUAAAAUACAAUAGAUCAUUUGCGCUCUUGUGAUUAUUUAUUGAAGCUAUGCGGCAUUGUUCAAGUAUUUUAUAAUAGAGUAUUCAUAACACCAUCUUAUCCAUGUGAUUUUUUUCCCCCUGCUGCAGUGAAAAAUUAGAUUAUAAAUGCUGUACUCAUUAACUUUCUCAAGUCGGGCAGAUUUAUUUCCCUUCAUAAUUUUAAGUGCAGGAAACGGUAUUAUUGUGGUUAGCAUACUAAACGGGGGGGGGGGGGGGGGGGGUGUGGCUUAUGUCUUAUUAAAUCUUAAUUUGCUACCAAAUUCAUCCGAGUCAAUUUUUAUCAAAAUUGCUAUUGAUAAGACUAAAAAAAUAAUAUUGCAGGAUGCACGCCCAGCAGAAGGGAUAUUAUUAAUAGGGAUUUGUUUUUAUGUUAUAAGGAAUGGCAAAGUGUAGAUUAUAAGUGUAAAUUAAAACCUCAAACAUGGUCCUUUGUUGUUGUUGAUUUUUAAUUAGUAAGAUGUGAUUUUGAUCAUGUAAUAUAAUUUAGCUGUUCAGCACUUCAUACAUGUGUGUAAUAUUUAUUUUCUUCCUAUUCUCUAUAGCGAGAUCUGGAUUUCACAGUUAGUAUUGACUUCCAUGGAGAACUGUCUGAGGCUUCCUGCUCUCUCAAUUACAAAAUGAGAUAGAUGCUAUAAAAAGUCCUUUUGUCCAGAAGUAUGGCCAUUUUGUUCAUUUUAAAGGUUUUGUUUGGUCAGAUGAGUUUGUAACAUGAACUUAAAUUUAAAGAAAAAUAUUUACUGUUAUGAUUUUUAACUCCAAUUUGCACUGUCAUUGGGAUUUGUAAGACUCUUGUAUUAAGAAAUUUUAAAUGUUGCAUUUUGUUGGACCUAGUGGGGCAUUUGUAUGAUAGCAUUGAACAAAUGGAAUUUUCUCUUGAAGAAUGGAGUUUUUUUCUUGUGUUAUACAUUUGCCAUCUUCUGGACAAAUUUUAUUUCAAGGAAUGUAAUGUUGGUAAAGUUAUUGUAAGCCCAUCAUAACUAGUAGAUGGGCAAUAAGAAAAAAAACAUUUGAAUUACCUGUAAGAUAAUUAUAAGCUUUGCUGCAAGUACUGCUUUUGUUGUACUGACAAUGGAAUGUGCGGCAGUCUAUUAUUUCUUGGUGUUUCUUUUAGUGGUAUGUAUUUUUUUUCUGGCUUCAGUGAGUACCGGUAGUGGUUUUGUCUCUUAUUAGUCUUGUUUUUAAAUUCUUAGGUCUGUAUGAUUUUGAAAAAAAAUACAUUUUCUUUCAUUAAAGGUCUAUUCAGAGUCAAACAUAAACUUUUGCAGAGCUAUGGAGGAGACCCAACAGUUGUAGCGUAUGCUCAUCCAUUGAUUUAAUCUACUUAGCAGAGGCAUUGAUAACUGUUUUAUCAUCAUUUCUAUGCUCUGGUCUUGAACAUGCAGUGGACUAAAUCUGCAAUGCCCUAUGUAUUCCAUUGGUUAGCCCUGCAGUGGUGUCUGCUUCUCAGGAUUGAAAUAAGGGGCUUUUUACUAUGCUCUUAAUUCACUUCACUUGGAGCAGGUCUCCAGAAGAUUUUUGGAAAGUUUUAACUGUUUUAUUAGAAUCUUCUCUAUUAUUUAAAGUAGUUGUCAAUUGAUGGCUCCAACUUUCAUAAAGACAUUUUCAGGUCUUACUAAUCUUAGUUUGAAACACUUGUAGGUUAGUCAUAGUUGUCCUCAUACCAUAUGAUGUUUAUAUCUUCAGAACCUGAGUUUAUUUUUCAAAUAUUCAUAAACCAUUGUCAGUCUGGAAUUAGCAAGUUCACCAUUAUAGCACAUCUAAAGCAGUACAAAAUGGCAGUGAGAUUAAUUUUAGUUUUAACGAACCGUAAUUUUUAUAAAUUUUGCAAGAUCUUUGUCUUCGGCUAUGCUACUAUUUUUUUCAAAGUUGAUUUUUUAAUUGGCUCCAAUUGAUGCUGUUGUUCAUGCAUCUUUACAUGUAUUAUAAAAACAACAUUUUGUUCCAUACCAUGUUUUGUUGCAUAUGCAUCAUCAUUAAACAUUUAUAUUCAUUUGUAA